CCGCGCCGCCAGCGUGGACUCGGUGUUGUACCUGACGGCCUACGCUCGAUGGUCGAGCUGUUCCCUGGCCAAAGCACCAGCAACUUCAAAUACAGCUUGAUGACAGAGGAAUCCCACUAUCUAGUCUGAUAAUGACAAGUGACGACCAGCAAUUCCUGGACCUGCUUGCGUCCAUCCCACAGGACAUGGCCCACUACGGCAGUCGCAUAGCAGACUAUGUCGACAAGCACGCCAAUGCCAUUGCCAACGAUAUCCGCGACGCCAUCGACCGAGCAAGCUGGAUUCCCGACUCCCUCCGGCCUCCGCGUCAACCGGGCGGCGGAGGCCAAGGUCCAUUUUCGGCCCGUCUACCUCCCCCGCCUCAAGGGAUCCUCCAGAAGACGACUGCUUGGGUUUCCAGGAACCGGACCACGAUUGCCAUAGUUGUGGCGUUCACAGGCACAACCCUAUACCUCAUCCACCGCAGGAAGAAAGCACAUGCGAGAAAGAGACGGGCGAAGAAACUACCCAAUGGCGCCAAAAAGGAGAUUGUCAUACUCGCUGGCUCGACCUUCCACGACGCACUGACGCGCUCAUUGGCACUCGACCUUGAACGCAGAGGCUACGUGGUCUAUAUCACCGUCUCCUCGACCGAAGAAGAUUCCCUGGUACAACAAGAAGCAAAAGCUGACCUCCGUCCGCUCUGGAUUGAUUUAACAUCUACCGUCCCUAACCCUGCGGUCGACGUGCAUCCGAAUCUGGAAUCCAUCCGUGAUCUCCUCAUAAAGUCAUCUCGAUCUUCAUCACCCAGCAGGAGCUCGCACCGCUCAGGCUCCUCCAUGGGGAACAUGACGUUGGCCGGCCUCAUCGUCUUCCCCGGCUGCUCAGGAUACAGCGAAGGACCACUAGCAUUGCUCCCACCUUCCGAUAUAGUGGAUACAGUCAACACCCGCCUCGUCUCGCCUCUCUUGACAGUCCAGCAAUUCCUUCCCCUACUGGCAAACCACAGUCCCGACCCGAAGGCCCCUUCAUCAAUCAUAAUUGCAUACCCGUCGAUUCCGCACAGCCUUUCCCCACCACGUCAAAUCCCAGAAUGCCUUGUUACAUCAUCCCUCUCAGCGCUUGCAGCCUCACUAAGGCGAGAAAUCACGGCAGCAAAUGCAAACAUCACUGUUUCAGAACUGAAGCUUGGGAACUUCGAUAUGGGCUCCGUCACUUCCUGGUCAAGAACAACGCCCACUCAGUCGACGCUCAAUCCCGGUCCGUCGUCAGCGCUUACGCAUAGCAGCUCUCACUGGCACUCGUCGCAACGUGCUGCUCAUCAACGCAAAUCACUCGGCCAAAGGAGCUUCAUCCGUGGCUCCUCAGCGAGAGAGUUUCACAACGCGGUCUUCGAUGCACUUGCUCCGCCGCAGACAUAUAGACCAUUCGGGUACGCUUCCCUAGAAUUCACUUCAAACACAAGACCAAACGUCAUUUUUGUCGGCAGUGGUGCCAGGCUUUAUGACUAUGUAGGCAAGUUAAUGCCUGGCGGACUGGUUGGGUUGAUGAUGGGAUGGAAUCGAAAAAGGACAGCUUCACGGUCUGAGGAUGAGAUGUCCAAGUCCAUGAGACUUGAUGCAAGUGGUAGCGCGAGCGGAAGUGGAGUCGGGACUCCUGCUGGCGCUGGCAGCUCAUCCGUGGCAGGACAUCCGCUGUCGGCCUCGGGCUCAGCUUCGGCGUCCGCGUCGGGAUGGGGGUUCCAGUCGUUGAGCAGUGAGAGCGGCAUCUGGGAGAAGGUAUGAACAGGAUGGAUAUGAUCCAGUUGUACCAGAGGGAUGCAUGAGUGUUGAUUUUCGUUCAUGUCCUUGGGAUUUGGCUAUUGGGUCUUUGUCUCUCGCCUGCAACCCAGGAGGAAGCAAAGGCGGGACUUGACGUCUUCACUCACUCACUGAUUCAUUCAUUCAUUCACUGACUCAGUGACUUGCCUCCUUCGGUACAUACACUGUCAGUCAUCAAUUCCCUUCUCAGUCUUAGAACGUUAACAUUCCAACUCGCUUCAAUUUUCCGUCUUGAUCGGACGAUGACCAUAUUAGUGAAUGACCAGAAAGAAAACCGAAGAGAAAAUGCCACCAUCUCCAAGUCACCAGAGACUGCCCAGGGCCAAGAAUGUCUCCCGUCCUCAUGGGUUCUGGCUCUGACAGAACUUCAAGUCCUCCCUGCCCGUACGAUCAGUCAUCGCUUGCAAAUGCCAGUGCUCAUAAUGUUAAGGCCAAUGCCAACAUCAAUUAUGCCG
Molecule: messenger RNA, 2254 nt
Organism: Cladophialophora immunda
Lineage: Eukaryota; Fungi; Ascomycota; Eurotiomycetes; Chaetothyriales; Herpotrichiellaceae
Exons: 2
Coding region: 132-1763 (543 amino acids)
Source: RefSeq, a predicted model, not a curated record